GCUUUGUUGGUGACGCUUAGGAACUAGCAGCACAGGCUAGCAAGUCGCGUCUUUACAUCUUCCGAGCCGCGCUUGAGUCCCACUGCAUUUUCUUAAACAUACCUUAUCAUUACUCCUAGCCAAAUUUAAAGAACUUCAAAGAGCAUAAUGGGUAAACGCAAGGCAGCCAAGAAGGUCCAGGGUCCCAAAAAGAAAGAAGUUCUGAGUACAACUUUCCCCUGUCUAUUUUGCAAUCACGAAAACUCGGUCAUCGUAAAGAUCGAUAAGAAAGCUGGUGUUGGUCACUUGUCCUGCAAAGUAUGCGACCAAAAAUUCCAAUGCGCCAUCAACUAUCUGUCGGCUUCCGUGGACGUAUAUGCCGAUUGGGUUGAUGCUUGCGAUGCAGUCGCAAAGGAAGGAGAUGAUGGGGGAGAUCUUGCCCCCGAACGUGCGCCUGCUCGACGUUCAUCUGGCGCUGCUGGGAAGGGCGAUGCGGAUGACGACGACAAUGAUGACGAUAUAAUGGGAGACGAGGAUGGGAUGGGUGGUUACGGUGGCGAUGGAAUAGUUGCAGACGAUGAAGAUUAUUAAGCUUGGGAUUUUUGGCUUGGGUUGUGAUAAUUUUACUGUUUGGAGUUUGGGAGGCUCACGGUUGGCGAAGCUCUUCACACGGUACUGCCCUGUGAUUGAUAAAUGGAUUGAAAUCAUCACCUCUUCGGUUGCAAAACAUAUUGGUACAAGUGACAGAUUGAUUGGAUACACCAACAGAUAAUGUUAUUUUUUUCUUCUUCUUUUGGUAGAUAGCUAGAAUAUUAAGGAGACAUUGGAACCCGAACCUUCUACAUGGUAUAGAAUCUAUCGCCAAAAUCACCAAGGCCUGGGACAAUAUAACUAGAUGGACGUUAGCA
This is a messenger RNA of Botrytis cinerea B05.10, 887 nucleotides long. It is a transcript of the gene Bcelf1, whose product is annotated as Bcelf1. The record is from RefSeq and is a predicted model, not a curated record. Gene Ontology annotation, biological process: transcription elongation by RNA polymerase II. NCBI's taxonomy places the organism in Eukaryota, Fungi, Ascomycota, Leotiomycetes, Helotiales, Sclerotiniaceae. Gene Ontology annotation, cellular component: transcription elongation factor complex. Gene Ontology annotation, molecular function: RNA polymerase II complex binding. The transcript has 4 exons. The coding region runs from base 148 to 570 and encodes 140 amino acids.